GCUGCGCAGAGCUCCAGACGCGUCCUCCAGCUCCGUGCAGCGCGGUGUGAAGAUGGUUGGCGGCUUGUGUGCGCGCAGGUUGGCCCGCCGGUCGCGGUCCGCCCUGAUAGCAGCCCUCACGGUGCUGCUGGUGCAGACUCUGAUUGUGUGGAACUUCAGCACCCUCGACUCCGGCGAAGAAAGAGAAAACGCAGGCUCCAGCGUGCGGGAGAAGAGGGACCGGGUCGCGGGUAACAAAGCCGCUGGCAACGACUAUUUUCAGCGCGGAUUCCAGCGGCAAGCAGCGCAGCAUCUUCCUCCGCCUGGCAGGGUGACGUCUCGCCACAUCCAGCAGCCGGAUGGAUAUUACUCCCAUCGGCCAAAAGAAAAAAGUAGAGUUGACAGCAACAAUGAGAACUCUGUGCCCAAAGACUUUGAGAAUAUAGACAAUAGUAACUUCGGUGCACGUUCACAACCGCACCGGCAAUCUGUAGGGGCCACCAACAACAAGCAGCGGGAGCAUCUGCAGGAGAAGGCCCACACUCAGCAGCAGGCCUGGCGGGAUAACUCGCCUAGUUUGGGCCGCAGUUCAAACGAGGUUCUGCCUGUAGGCCACCAGUCGCUGGCAAAUGGAAACAACGCCUCCUACCCUGAUGGUCAGGGCAUCGUAGGAAGCCCACGGCAGCACUACCAUGCCUCUCAGGCACAGCUGACCCAACCACAACACAGACAUCAGCACCCUCAAAGAAAGCAGGUGACUCCAGCAACACUGGAGGUGACAUACGACCAGCCACCCAAGUGCGAGAUUAGUGGGAAGGAAGCCAUUUCAGCCCUGUCUAGAGCCAAGAGCAAAGAGUGUCGGCAACAGAUUGCUGAGGUUUACUGCAGACACAAGGAGGGACAGUUAAUGCCUGAGAAGGUUGCUCGCUACUGUCCCCUUGAAGGUAAAGCCAAUGUGAAUGUUCAGUGGGACGAAGAUUCAGCUGAGAGGUUUCCAUCAAAUCCAGUGAGAAUAGCGUUUGUCUUAGUGAUCCAUGGACGAGCUUCUCGCCAGUUCCAGCGCCUCUUCAAAGCCAUCUACCACACUUCACACUUUUACUACAUACAUGUUGACCAGCGCUCUAACUACCUGCACAGGCAGGCUCAGGCCUUGGCCUCCCAAUAUCCCAACGUGAGGGUGACACCCUGGCGCAUGGCCACCAUCUGGGGUGGAGCCAGUUUGCUGACCAUGUAUUUGCGCAGCAUGGCCGACCUGCUGGCCAUGAGGGACUGGAGCUGGGAUUUCUUCAUCAAUCUCAGCGCUGCCGACUACCCCAUCAGGAAUAAUAACCAGCUGGUGGCCUUCCUGUCUAAAUACAGAGACAUGAACUUCAUUAAGUCCCAUGGCAGGGACAAUGCAAGGUUUAUCCGUAAACAGGGUCUAGAUCGCCUGUUCUAUGAGUGUGACACCCACAUGUGGAGACUGGGUGACCGAAAAAUCCCAGAAGGCAUCUCUGUGGACGGUGGGUCCGACUGGUUCCUUCUCAACCGCAUGUUUAUUGAAUAUGUGAUCAACUCCAAGGACGAUCUGGUCACCAACAUGAAGCGCUUUUAUGCUUACACUCUGCUGCCUGCUGAGUCCUUCUUCCACACUGUGCUGGAAAACAGCAUCUACUGUGAGAGCAUGGUGGAUAACAACCUGCGCAUUACAAACUGGAACCGCAAACUGGGAUGUAAGUGUCAGUACAAGCACAUUGUGGACUGGUGUGGAUGCUCUCCCAAUGACUUCAAGCCUGCAGACUUCCACCGUUUCCAGCAAACAGUGCGGCCCACCUUCUUUGCCAGGAAGUUUGAGGCCAGCGUGAACCAGGAGAUUGUAAACCAGCUGGAUGCAUACCUGUUCGGGCCAUUUCCCCAAGGAAUGCCGGCGCUCAACUCGUACUGGGAAAAUGUGUAUGAUGAGCCAGAUGGCGUGGCCAGCCUGUCGGACACACAGCUCACGUACUACCAUUCUUUCUCCCGGUUGGGCCUUGCCAGGGCCGCAGCGUCGCUGCAGGGGAACCCAAACGAUCACAGCUGCAGGUACUUUCCCAUCCCCAUGGGCCACCCAGUGUCAGUGCAUCUCUACUUCCAUUCAGACCAAUUUCAAGGCUACCUGGUGAAGCACCAUGCCACUAACAUGGCAACAAGCAAGCUGGAGACCAUGGAGACCUGGGUGGCACCCAAAAAGAACUUCAAGCUAACCAGCCCUCCUACUAGCACAUUCAGCAGGUUGCAGUUUGCAGAGAUUGGCACAGAGUGGGAUGCCAAAGAGCGUCUUUUCAGAAACAUUGGCGGCCUUAUGGGUCCCAUGGAUGAGACGGUGGGCAUGCAAAAGUGGAAUAAAGGACCUAACGUCACUGUCACCGUCGUGUGGAUCGACCCCACCAAUGUCAUCGCAGCCACCUACGAUAUCCUGAUUGACGCAAGUGCAGAGUUUACACAUUACCGCCCACCACUCAACCAGCCUCUGCGACCUGGUGUGUGGAGCAUCCGCAUCCUGCAUCACUGGAGCCCUGUGGCUGAGAUCCGUUUUCUCAUCGCCCCACUGGCUUAUAAUAAGCAUCAGCCCAUACGGCAAGAAGAUGCUUUGAAGAGCCACAAUGGGCCAGUGAAGAACAGCUACAUGGAGCAGAGUUUCCACGGCCUCAAUCCGGUGCUCAACAUCCCAAUCAGCCUGGCUUACGUGGAGCAAGCGAAGAGGAACGCAGCACUCACAGGCCCAGAACUCGAGCACUGGUUAGACAGCCUCGUGGGGGAGCUGUGGGAGGCAACCGACGUCUGCGCCAUUGGCCCCACUGCCUGUCCUGUCAUGCAGGCUUGUGCCAAGAGCCCAUGGAGCUCCCUGAGCCCAGAUCCUAAGUCUCAUUUGGGACCACCCCGUGCUGACGGUCGCAUCAGGUAGCAGUGAGGCCUCCAGCUGGACAGGAGGCCAAGGCACUCGUUGUUUUCAUUUAUUUUAGACGCUUUUUUAGAAAGUCAGGGAGGGGUAAAUAUUCUUCUUC
Molecule: messenger RNA, 3002 nt
Organism: Melanotaenia boesemani (Boeseman's rainbowfish)
Lineage: Eukaryota; Metazoa; Chordata; Actinopteri; Atheriniformes; Melanotaeniidae
Product: xylosyltransferase 1-like
Exons: 11
Coding region: 53-2902 (949 amino acids)
Biological process (GO): chondroitin sulfate proteoglycan biosynthetic process; heparan sulfate proteoglycan biosynthetic process
Cellular component (GO): membrane
Molecular function (GO): protein xylosyltransferase activity
Source: RefSeq, a predicted model, not a curated record